This is a messenger RNA of Syzygium oleosum, 1466 nucleotides long. Its product is annotated as GATA transcription factor 8-like. The record is from RefSeq and is a predicted model, not a curated record. Lineage: Eukaryota; Viridiplantae; Streptophyta; Magnoliopsida; Myrtales; Myrtaceae. Gene Ontology annotation, biological process: positive regulation of DNA-templated transcription. Gene Ontology annotation, cellular component: nucleus. Gene Ontology annotation, molecular function: zinc ion binding; sequence-specific DNA binding. The coding region runs from base 25 to 1005 and encodes 326 amino acids. The transcript has 3 exons.
AUCCAAAAGGCGAGAAGGGAAAGAAUGCCGGGCCAGAACAUGAUGGAGGAGAUAGAUUGCGGGAGCUUCUUCGACCAAAUCGACGACCUGCUCGACUUCCCCAACGACGACGUGGAGGCCGGGCUGCCCCCCAUCGACCGCGACUCCUUCCCCUCCAUCUGGUCCGCCCACCCGGACUCGCUCCCCGUCUCCGGCUCCGUCUUCGGUGCCCACCACCACGACUCGGACCUCUCCGUCCCGUAUGAAGACAUUGACCAGCUGGAAUGGUUCUCCCCCUUUGUGGAGGGUUCCUUCUCCGGCGACGCCCUCGCCAUCAACGAGCAAGAUUCGUCGGAAACCCAGCCGGCGAACCACGCUCAGUUCCAGACCUCGAGCCCCGUGUCCGUCCUCGACAGCAGCAGCUCCUGCACGGACGAGAAGACGGCCCCGCGCAGCCCCGAGGCCAUCACUCUUGCCCGGUGCGGCCGCGCUCGCAGCAAGCGUCCUCGCCCCGCCACCUUCAAUCCGCGCCCGCCGGUGGUGCAGCUCAUCUCGCCCACGUCCUCGGUCGGGGAGAACCUGCAACUGUUUGAUUCGGAGAGCCAUGUAGAAUCCCGUCCCAUGAUCAAGAUCCCGAGGCAGGUCAAUCCGGAGCAGAAGAAGAAGAAGAAGAAGAUCAAGUUCACUUUGUCGACGGCGUCUGCGGCCGCGGCCGAUGCCAGCCAGAACUUGGCUCCCGCGCAAGCGGUCAGGAAAUGCAUGCACUGCGAGAUAACCAAGACCCCGCAGUGGAGGGCCGGACCCAUGGGGCCGAAGACCCUGUGCAACGCGUGCGGCGUGCGUUACAAGUCUGGCCGGCUCUUCCCCGAGUAUCGCCCCGCGGCGAGCCCCACGUUCGUCCCGGCAUUGCACUCGAAUUCUCAUAAGAAGGUCCUGGAGAUGAGAACCAAGGUGGGCGAUCCGGAGGCGAUGGCCAAUCCUCCGGAGCUGAUCCCGAAUCCCGCCAUCGAGAUGGAGUAUAUGUGAGGGAGGGAGGGAGGGAUGUCAAGAACAACGUUCCUCGAACAAAACUAUAUGUCUUUCAGGGCCUCUUUUUUUUUCUGGGGGAGAUAUUUCCUCGAGUUGAUUUACAUUAAUUGGGUUAGCGUCAUUUCAUUUCUUUGUUCAUUGGUUAUUGUACAGGGAAGAGAAAGCUGGUGGGGGCUAGAGCAAUAGGUGAUCCCAUAAUAUGUUAGUUUGGGUGGAGAAAGAUGGAAAGCUUUAAAGGGUGUUUAGAGUCGUCAAUGGUUUAGGAGUAUCGGGCAGGUCUUAGUUAGUGUCGUCCCUAGGAAUUUCUAGUGUUUUCUUUUGGUGUUGUGUUUUUCUUUCUUUGCAUAUUCCUUUUGCAGUCUCUGUUCCUCUUCAAGGGAUAUUCUUUUUGCAGUCUCUACUUGUAGUCGAAAAUUCUGAGUUGAGUAAUGAAAUCUUGAAGUGUUCCCCUCUUAUAA